CGCAAUUCCUUCCUUCCUCCCCCCCCUCCCAACCCCAAGCAGAUACCUCUCGUCUGCUAGACCCGAUACUUUGAUCGGUAUCGGUAUCUUCCAGCACGAGGGUACCGAAGAUUAGCCACAAUUCCUUUUCCUAGAGGCUUUUACCUCGCUCAUUGCUUCCGCCCUCCCUAGCAGCCCUUCGGGCUCAUCUGGAUCACUUCCCCUCUUGGCUGUUGUGCCACUCGACCCUAGUUGAUAAAGGGCCUUCUCUUCUCAGGCGGACAUCCCCCCCUGUUCGUCUGGGUAGCAGAUUGUGCUUCCUAGGCUUGGCUUUGCCGUUGUUUGUCUUCUUUUCAUCGGUCCUGUCCUGCCCACGCGCCGGUUUUCCCAUACAGCCAAUCCACUUCCAUCCCGCCUGCCUGCUGACCUCAUCGGUCCCCGCGUCGAGAUGGUGUUCAUUGGAAUCCCGAAGAAUUACACGACCUCGCCCUCCUCGUUCAUGGGCACCCCGUCCCUGACGAUCAAUCAUGAGGCUACCCAGGAUCUUGACUCCUCCAAUGCCUUUGAAGGCCCCGAGAAGCUUCUGGAGGUGUGGUUUGCACCCUCCGCCCGCUCCGUCAGCGGGACGGGCCUGAAGGCCGUCCCCGAGGAGAUCUGGAAGGACAUGCUGGACCUGGUCAACUGCCAGGUGCUGUCCAUCGUCUCGUCCGAGGAUGUCGAUGCCUACCUGCUGUCCGAGUCCAGCAUGUUCGUCUGGCCCCACAAGCUCAUCCUGAAGACUUGCGGCACCACCACCCUGCUCUCCGGCCUGCCGCGCAUCCUGGAGAUCGCGGCCCUGUUUGGCGGCUUCCCCAAGUCCACGGCCCCCGCCUCGCGCGGCAUCUCCAUCGCCGCCGCCCCGUACCGCGUCUUCUACAGCCGCAAGAACUUCCUGUUCCCGGACCGCCAGCGUGGCCCCCACCGCAGCUGGCGCGACGAGGUGCGCAACAUGGACAAGCUCUUCCUCAACGGCAGCGCCUACAUGAUCGGCAAGAUGAACGGCGAGCACUGGUACCUGUACCUGACCGAGCCGCACACCCUGCUCACCCCGCCCUCGAGCCCGCCCGCCGACUCGGACGCCGAGGACGAGGGCACGGCGACCAGGAUCCUUCACCUGCCCGCGGCUCCCGCGAAGCCCACGGGCGGCGACGCUUCCGAUGAGACCCUUGAGGUGCUCAUGACCGACCUGGAGGAGAACAACGCGCGCCAGUUCUACCUGGACCACGCGACGGCUGCCGCGGAGAAGCAGUACCGCAACUUUGACUUCGACCGCGACACGGGCGACCACCUCGACGUGUUCAGCAACACCACGGACCUGGGCGAUGACCUGGACGGUCCUGAGAACAACCGCGUGCUGCCCGCAGAGCUGACGACCGAGGGCCACGCGUUGGGCACGGUGGUGUCGGAGACGUGCGGCCUGUCGGACGUCUACCCGCGCGAGAAGUUCCCCGAGUCGCGCAUCGACGCCUACCUGUUCACCCCGUGCGGCUUCUCCGCCAACGGGGUGGUGCCGGCGCCGGACGGGGCGUCGGGGACGCACUACUUCACGGUGCACGUGACGCCGGAGCCGCAGUGCUCCUACGCGUCGUUCGAGACCAACGUGCCGCACUCCCAGACCGGCCAGACCACGGCGGGCAUCAUCCAGCAGGUGGUCAACAUCUUCAAGCCGGGCCGCUUCACCGUGACGCUGUUCGAGGCGCAGCCCGAGGUGGCCGCCGCCGCGGACGGCGACUGGGACAGCAUCAAGGAGGCCAAGUACAUUGAGCGGCAGGCGGCGCGCCGCGCGUCCCGCACCGAGCACGUCGAGGGCUACCGCCGGGUCGAUCGCAUCGUGCACGACCUGGACGGAUACGAUCUGGUCUUCCGCUACUACGAGCGGCUGGACUGGAAAGGGGGGGCCCCGCGGCUCGGCGAGGACCGUUUCUGAUGAUCGACAAUCUGCUGCUCAGUUUCGUUCACUGUCUAUUCUGUGUCUGCCUGAUUUGAUUUGAAUUUUUUUUCUUUUCGGUUGUCUGUUGUCUCCCCUUGGGUUUUCCUUGGGUUCAUCCCCUGGCCUUUCUGCGCGCUGUCCUGUUCUUGUUUUGCCCGUAGCCGAUGGAGAUACCCCUUCGGCGAUUAAUUUGUGCAUCGUUUGUCUUUAGUCGUCAGAAUGAACUGCAAUUGAC
This is a messenger RNA of Aspergillus candidus, 2183 nucleotides long. Its product is annotated as adenosylmethionine decarboxylase SPE2. The record is from RefSeq and is a predicted model, not a curated record. Lineage: Eukaryota; Fungi; Ascomycota; Eurotiomycetes; Eurotiales; Aspergillaceae. Gene Ontology annotation, cellular component: cytosol. Gene Ontology annotation, molecular function: adenosylmethionine decarboxylase activity. Gene Ontology annotation, biological process: spermine biosynthetic process; spermidine biosynthetic process. The coding region runs from base 428 to 1945 and encodes 505 amino acids. The transcript is spliced from 2 exons.